AUGAAUCUUAUACAGCUCCUUUGCAUAUCGUUGUGCGUUGCUGUUGCUCAAACAGGAGCUAUCUGGGAUUCAGUCGCUCGGGCGUGGGUGACCACCGGCGAAUCUCGCGGCUUGCCUACAACACCAGGAAACUGUCUUCCAAAGCAACCAUCGGAAUACGCGAAAUCUACCAUUAUGUUUGAACGGCAAUACCAAUUGAGACAAGGCCCAGGAACAUUAAUGAAGACCUACACAACAAUGAUGGAUUGCUUCAAUGCAUGCUAUAGUAAUAGCAGCUGCGGAACAAUGUGGUUUGCUGGCUAUAACCGUAGUUGCACACACUAUCCAACAACAAUGACAUGCGCCUUGGUUAGUGAUCCCCGGGACUACACUAUCUUGAACCCAUUGGUUACAAUCCGACAGCAACUCAGCGGCACUGCGAUCAGGAACACAAUCAAUACAACUGCGGCAAGCGGAAGGCUGGCCUUAUGCGUUGCGUGGCGCCCGGCCAUGAAAUGCAAGUUGCAACCCUUCAUGAUGGGCUCAGGCUAUUUGGAAGCUGCGGCCAAUAAAAACCCUACAUUUUUCUUGUCGACGGAGAAAACUAGCGAAUGUGGUUCUUUUAUGGAUAUCUACAGGAAAAGUGCUGGCAAUGGAGAUUAUUACUAUUCCAAUAACCGAUCAACCUCCGAUUGGACGCCAGUUCCAGGGUUUUACUCAUGGGAUCCUAUGCUUUGU
This is a messenger RNA of Mesorhabditis spiculigera, 717 nucleotides long. The record is from the annotation of a GenBank genome assembly. Lineage: Eukaryota; Metazoa; Nematoda; Chromadorea; Rhabditida; Rhabditidae.